GCCCGGGUGCUCCACUCCGGCUAAACGCUCCUCUAUUAUAAAUAAUUAAAUAUCCUCAUCUAUCUCUCCUGCAAUAAUCGACCUAAGGAAAUCUUCCAAGGCGUCCGCCAUGGAGCAAAUCACAAUCCCUUCCGACCGAGACGGCGUCGCCUACCUCUAUGGCCACCCACUGCGCAACUCCCUCUCACCACCCCUCCACCAAACAGUCUACAACGCCCUCGGCCUCAACUGGACGCAAAUCGCCCUCUCCAGCGCAAAUGGCCCCUCCUACACCCAAUCCCCGGACAUCACCACCUUCCUCUCCUCCAUCCGCUCUAACCCCAAGUUUGUGGGAUCCUCCGUUACCAUGCCUUGGAAGGUCGCCAUCAUGUCGCACCUCGACGACCUAACCGAAGACGCCCAGCAAGCCGGUGCUUGCAACACCAUCUUCCUCCGCAAGGACUCUCAAAGCGAGACAUCCUACGUCGGAACAAACACAGACUGCAUCGGGAUCCGCGAGGCCCUACUGCAGAAUUCACCGACGGGACCGGACCACUUUCGCGGGAAACCGGCGCUCAUUGUCGGUGGUGGCGGCACGGCCCGGACGGCCAUUUAUGUUCUGCGACGCUGGCUUGGCUCUAGUAAGAUCUAUAUUGUUAAUCGGGAUGCCGCCGAGAUAGAGACUAUUCUUGCCGAAGAUAAGCAGCGGAAUGCCGGUGGGUCGGGCGUUGCGCCUCUUGUCCCCAUCUCCGACCCGGCUGUUGCGGCUACAGUUGAAGCACCUGUUGCGAUUGUCUCGGGCAUUCCGAACUAUCCGCCCAAAACCGAGGAAGAGAGCCGCGCGAGAGAGACACUAAAGGUGCUGUUAGGGCGUCAACCGCAUGGUGUUAUCCUGGAGAUGUGCUACCACCCCGUGCCGUGGACGGAUAUUGCGCAGAUGGCCUCGGAUGCCGGAUGGAAGGUGAUUCUCGGGUCGGAGGCGCUGAUCUGGCAGGGCCUCGAGCAAGCGAGGCUCUGGACGGGGACGGACGUGGUUGCGGUGCCUGGGUUGGUAGAGCAGGUCAAGGAAUUUGUCGCAAAGGCUGUUGCUGAGAGGGCUAAGUCGAACUUAUAGAUUCAUACAUCGAUAGAAUAGAAAUUCAUUGUAUAUAUG
Talaromyces proteolyticus is the source of this 1132-nucleotide messenger RNA. RefSeq names its product quinate dehydrogenase. Gene Ontology annotation, molecular function: shikimate 3-dehydrogenase (NADP+) activity. Gene Ontology annotation, biological process: shikimate metabolic process; chorismate biosynthetic process. Bases 110 to 1093 code for a protein of 327 amino acids. The transcript has a single exon. The record is from RefSeq and is a predicted model, not a curated record. Lineage: Eukaryota; Fungi; Ascomycota; Eurotiomycetes; Eurotiales; Trichocomaceae.